AUGUCUGUUUCCCACCAUGAUAAGUCUGUUGUAGCUGCUUUUAAGCUGGUUAAGGCCCCCAUUUACUCGCAUUGUUACUCGAACGAUAAAUCGCUGUUGGCGAUCACUUGCGACACCAAUUGCCUUGUUUAUAGGUUGCAGGGACCCAAUUCGCAGCCCAAAUUGGUCGCUACGUUGGCGGACCAUGAUAAAACCGUUACCGCGGUGGAUAUCUCUGUACAUGGACGUAUUGUGACUUGUUCGCAGGAUAGAAAUGCCUAUGUGUGGGAACCCUUGAGUGAUGGAACCUAUAGAGCCACACUGGUAUUGUUGCGUAUCAAUAGAGCUGCUACUGCGGUGUGUUGGGCACCUAGUGGGUACAAGUUUGCUGUGGGUUCAAGUGCUCGUAUCAUUGCAGUCUGUUACUAUGAGCAGGAGAACAACUGGUGGGUUUCAAAACAUAUUAGAAAGCCGAUCAAGUCUACUGUUAACUGCCUGUCGUGGCAUGAAAAUGGUGUACUAUUGGCAUCCGGAGGAACUGACGGUUAUAUGAGAGUUUUCUCUGGGUUUAUCAAGGGCUUGGACUCGAAAGAUAUAAUGACAGGGUCUCCGUGGGGGGAUAAGUUCCCAUUUGGAAGUCUUGUGAAGGAAUGGUACCAGGGAUCCUAUAUUCAUGACGUUGAAUGGAGAAGCAAUAUUGAAAAGGUGGGCUAUGUGUCUCACGAUGGGUGUUUAAGUGUCGCCGACUCACAGGGCCAAGUGCAAACAGUCGAUGCUCCUGAAGGAUUACCAUACCGCUCGUUGUUAUGGAUCAAUGAUCACGAAAUUCUGUGUGGCGGUUACUCAUGUCACCCUGUAAUGUUCACUGAGGGCACUGGAGCUUGGAAAUUCUCCCAAAGUCUGGAUCAAGUCAACAAAGGUGCUCCAGCCGCUUCUCACUUUGCUGGUGACAAUGAUGAGGAUGAUGAAAACCCAACUUUUGGUAUGUCAGCCUUGAGGAAAUUUAAAGAGUUGGAUUUGAAGGGUAAAGUCACUGCUCAUGAGCAGGAAAGUGCACAUGAGAACGCCAUUGUUCAACUAAGGACUUUUGCCGAAUCGAACGGUCAAGUAACACAGGUAUCGUCAUGCGGUCUAGAUGGUAAAAUCGUCAUUUACUCCGUUUAA
Messenger RNA from Torulaspora delbrueckii, 1143 nucleotides. It is a transcript of the gene ARC40, whose product is annotated as Arc40p. The coding region runs from base 1 to 1143 and encodes 380 amino acids. NCBI's taxonomy places the organism in Eukaryota, Fungi, Ascomycota, Saccharomycetes, Saccharomycetales, Saccharomycetaceae. The transcript has a single exon. The record is from RefSeq and is a predicted model, not a curated record. Gene Ontology annotation, molecular function: actin filament binding. Gene Ontology annotation, biological process: Arp2/3 complex-mediated actin nucleation. Gene Ontology annotation, cellular component: actin cytoskeleton; Arp2/3 protein complex.